Pseudomassariella vexata is the source of this 1682-nucleotide messenger RNA. RefSeq names its product putative MFS transporter. NCBI's taxonomy places the organism in Eukaryota, Fungi, Ascomycota, Sordariomycetes, Amphisphaeriales, Pseudomassariaceae. The record is from RefSeq and is a predicted model, not a curated record. The coding region runs from base 1 to 1500 and encodes 499 amino acids. Gene Ontology annotation, cellular component: membrane. Gene Ontology annotation, molecular function: transmembrane transporter activity. Gene Ontology annotation, biological process: transmembrane transport. The transcript has 5 exons.
AUGGAGACAAAAGAGGAAGAAAAACCCGCAUUGCAGAGCGUUGAGCACUCGAGUGGAGGCAUUGAAGAUGCCGAUGCGGCGUUGCAUCAACAAUUCGCAGAGGCAGACUCAGCAUGGCACCAAGCCAUGAGCAAGAAACUACUCAGGAAGGUGGAUGGACAUCUGCUUCCGCUGCUUGUCCUGAUGUACCUGUUGAACUUUCUGGACCGCAACAACCUAUCCCAAGCUCGAAUAGGCACCCUAGAAAAAGAUCUCGGCAUGACGGGGACGGACUUCAACCUCGCGACCAGUAUACUCUUCGUCGGAUACUUGCUCAUGCAACUGCCCUCAAAUCUGAUCCUUACUCGAGUCCGGCCGUCGAUAUAUCUCGGGGGCGCUAUGAUGAUAUGGGGUGCUAUCUCCGCUGCCCAAGCCGGCACCCAGUCCUUCGGCGGCCUAAUCGCCUGCCGCUUUAUGCUCGGGUUUGCCGAGGCGCCGUUUUUCCCGGGGGGCGUGUUUUUGAUGAGUUCCUGGUACACGCGUCAGGAGCUGGCCCAUCGAAUCGCUUGGUUCUAUGCCGGGUCGUCGUUGGCCAAUGCGUUUGGGGGUCUGCUUGGGGCUGGAGUGUUGGGAGGUUUGAGUGGUGCUAGGGGGAUUGCUGGAUGGAGAUGGCUUUUCAUUAUCGAAGGCACCCUAACGAUAGCCUCCUCCCUCCUCUCCCUCUUCAUCCUCCCCAACUAUCCCUCUACAACCACCUGGCUCACCCCCCACGAACGCCUCUACGCCUCCUGGCGUCUCACAGCCGACACAGGCGGCGAACCCGACCGCGCCGACUCCUCAACCCUCAAACACGGCGUCCUCCUCGCCCUCAAAGACCCGAGACUCUAUCUCUUCACGGUCCUCCAGCACGCCUCCCUCCUCUCUCAAACCUUCCAGUUCUUCUUCCCUACCAUCGUCCAAACCCUCGGCUACGCCACCGUGCCCACCCUACUCAUCACCGCGCCCGUCUGGGUAGUUACGUUCCUCGUGUCCCUGAUCGUGACAUAUAUCAGCGGUAGGACGGGGGAAAGGAGCCUGCAUGUCAUUGGCUUGAUGACGGUUUCCGUCAUCGGGAAUGUGAUAGCUGCCUGCACGCUCAACACAGGGGCUAGGCUCUUCGCCAUGUUCCUCAUGCCCAUGGGCGCUGUGCCCGCGUACCAGAUUAUAUUGGCCUGGGUGGCGAAUAGCUUUCCCCGCCCGAUGGUGAAACGAAGCGUGUGUGUUAGUUUCGCGAAUAUGAUUGGGAACUGUGCGAAUAUAUAUGGGCCGUACAUGUACCCGGCGACGGACGGGCCCAGGUAUUUGGCGGGAGGGGUGGGGACGGCGGCUGCGGCGGUGUUGGUUAUGGGGUUGGCGGGGUUGGCGAGGUUGGUCUUGGCGAGGGAGAAUAGAAGGUUGGAGGCUAGGGAGAGAGCGACGGGGGAUGAGGGGCACGCGGUGGGGAAUGAUGAGAAGGCCGUGGGGUUUAGGUACGUGUUGUAGUCUGGACCGACCUUAUUAGUUGUGGACGGCGUGUAGAAAGCUUGCGCGCCAGCUAUUUAGGUGGAAGCCGGUAAAGCCCAAUGAAAAGGGAGGCCUCGAAAUCCCGAAAUGUCAUGAAAGACCAUAUCGCACUGCCCAUCUGCAUCUCGCUGAACCGGUUCCUAUGCCGCACUUCCAACCCA